This is a messenger RNA of Brassica rapa (field mustard), 2937 nucleotides long. Its product is annotated as probable serine/threonine-protein kinase PBL26. Lineage: Eukaryota; Viridiplantae; Streptophyta; Magnoliopsida; Brassicales; Brassicaceae. The record is from RefSeq and is a predicted model, not a curated record. Gene Ontology annotation, biological process: protein phosphorylation. Gene Ontology annotation, molecular function: ATP binding; protein kinase activity.
UCAUACUUGAGCCAAAAACGAUUAAAUUUUAAAAUGGAGUGAUUUAUUUAUAGCUUCAACCGGAUGUUAAACCUAAAACCAAAAAAAUUAAGUUUGGUUUUGCUGGAUUUGCGCGCUAGCCAACUGCGCCACCACCCCGAUACUCAACCUCUCUAUAUCAAACUAAUAAAUAACCUAAGCUCAGUUUGGUUUUCCUCUCGUGGGAAGAACUCCUCUCCUGGAUACGAUUCUCCACAGCAUCAGCCCCAUCCACCAUCAGGAAGCUAGCGACUCAGUCCAUGAUCUACAACAUUUGGAGGCAGCGCAACUCGGCAGUUCAUCUCACUGGAUUCUCCCCGCAGCAGACAACAUUCGCCACCAUAGACAGGGAUAUCCGUAAUGCCAUCAGUGCGAGAAGACAUAGGAGAAAAUUCACUACUCUUAUGCAACUUUGGAUUAGAUAGUUGCAACUUUCUGAUCUAACAAUCAUGUGUAUACCUUGUUUUUUAUUUCUUUUUUGCCAAGGUAUCACUUUUAGACUUUUGUAACCCUAAAUUUUCAUUUUAUGAUAUUCACAGUUUAGCAAAAAAAAAAAAUAACCUAAGCUCUGUUCCAAAUCACAUUCUUCUACGUACCGGUUGCCUGAAAGGUAUCUAGUAAUGUCACUUUUAAUAGGAGAAUGAAACAACGCUGAUGCUUUGUCUGCAUGCACGCACGGAUCUAUCGUCGUCAAAGACGUUGUUCUGAGCAGAACAUUCGGUCAAGAUAAUAACGUCUCUUGAGUUAUCAGCUUUUGGGUGAUCCAUCGUGUCAAACCUUAUACUAGAUAAUGUACCUCACUAAACAUUCAUAAUAAUAAUGUUACAAAUUGUAACGUACAAUAAUUACCAUUUUUAUUUUUAAAAUAUAUAGUUCGUGCAACCAUCAACAUUACAUCCAAUCAUUUUAUUGUAUUCAUUUCAUAGUCUCCAUGAUAUUAAUAACUUCAUCAUUCGUUUAUAAUCUCCAAAACAUUUUUUGUGUAUUUUUAAAUACAACUUGCACAUGAAAUGUGAGGCAUACUGCACACAAACAUGAGAUGGACACCAUUUUCAUAUUUAUUACAUUAAUUAAACAAUAGUUUAAUCGUCUAUAUUAAGACAAAUUCAGAAAACUAACACCUGAAGAAUCUGUUUUCUCCUUCCAAUUUUCUCGACGGUUUUGGCGUUGUUUUUGUUUUUCUUGAUCUGGGUUUUGUUAGAUCUUGAGGUUGAAAACAUAAUAAGGUCAAGAUUAAAAAAAACCUAAGGGUUUUUUGGGAAAGAAGCAACCGUUGUUGUGUAUGAAGGAUUCUUCUAAGGUUUGCUUUGCUUUAUCUCAAUAUACCCACGUUUAUUUUCCAGAUAAAUGUUUCUUUUAUCUGAAAAUACCCUCUCUUUUUUCUUGUCAACGCAGACAUUUGUUGAUUCUUAAUCACAAAAAGAAGAAGGAAAAAAAAAAAGAGAGAUCGAAGUUUUCUAGAGAAAGAGUUCUUAGAGAAGAGAUGAAUUGCUUUUCAUGUUUUCAUUUCCAUGAAAAGAAAAAAGCUCCCAGAGAUUCUGAAAGCAGCCGCCGGAGAAAUGGUGAGUUGACCGGUAGAGACAACAACAAAACACACCCUGAGAAUCCAGAGAAGGCUGAAAAUGAGCAGAACAAGAACAAUGAUGCAAACAAAGAAGUGACCAGCAACAUUGAUGCACAAACAUUCACCUUCAGGGAGCUAGCUACUGCCACCAAGAAUUUCAGAAAAGAAUGUUUAAUCGGUGAAGGUGGCUUCGGUAGGGUUUACAAGGGAAAACUCGAAAAAUGUGACAAGGCUGUGGCAGUGAAGCAACUAGAUAGAAACGGGCUGCAAGGGAACAGAGAGUUCAUCGUAGAAGUGAUGAUGUUAAGUCUUUUGCAUCACAAGCAUCUUGUGAAUCUCAUUGGGUAUUGUGCUGAUGGAGAUCAGAGACUUCUUGUCUAUGAGUACAUGUCUCGUGGCUCACUCGAAGAUCAUCUCCUCGAGCUAACACCAGACCAAGAACCGUUGGAUUGGGACACAAGAAUGAGAAUUGCCCUAGGAGCAGCGAUGGGUCUUGAAUACUUGCAUGACAAGGCAAAUCCUCCGGUGAUCUACAGAGAUCUCAAGGCAGCAAAUAUCCUUUUGGACAGUGACUUCAACGCCAAGUUAUCUGAUUUUGGGCUAGCAAAGGUAGGUCCUACCGGGGACAAACAGCAUGUGUCCUCCAGAGUUAUGGGAACUUACGGGUACUGUGCUCCAGAGUAUCAGAGAACCGGUCAGUUAACUAUUAAAUCUGAUGUUUAUAGCUUCGGAGUUGUGUUGUUGGAACUGAUAACUGGAAGAAGAGUUAUCGAUACGACAAGAGCCAAAGAUGAACAUAAUCUAGUGACUUGGGCACAACCAAUGUUCAAAGAACCGGGCAGGUUCCAUGAGUUAGCGGAUCCAAGUCUGGAAGGAGUGUUCCCAGAGAAAGCACUUAACCAGGCCGUGGCCGUGGCUGCGAUGUGUUUACAGGAAGAGGGAACGGUACGGCCACUCAUAAGCGACGUCGUGACCGCUCUAGGUUUCUUGGGAACAGCUCCCGAUGGAUCUAUCUCUGUUCCACGCUACGACGACAUUCCUUCUCCUCCUCAGCCAUCGGGUGAAACGUCCGGUGAUGAUUCUGCAGCGGCUGAGGAACGGGAAAGAGCCGUGGCAGAGGCAAUGGAAUGGGGAGUUGCUUCGAGAGCUCAUUCACGGAACCCAAGUGCAGCCCAGUCAUUAAACCCAAGUGCAGCACCUUCCUUAAACCCAAGUGCAUCACACUCCAGGAACCCAAGUGCUUCUUGAUUUUUAUAUUUACAUCUCUUUGUCUCCUUGAUAUUUUUGAUUCAUAUUAGAGAAUAGUGAUAGACGUUUUUUUUUUUUGUGUAAAUGUAUAUAAUGGUGUUACCUUC